CGAUACUCCUCCAUUGUAGUAAUUUCGCCAAAAAUUAUGAAUGAUUUCUUCUGUGCACAUCCAAUAAAGAUGUUGAGGCAGAGCAAGCCAGGAAGCUUAGCGGUUCUGCAUGGCUGUUAUCUCUUGACAUACUGAAAAUGAACUACUUCGUGCAAAUGUAAGUUCUGCACCUGCAAACAAAUAUUGAAUUUUCUAUCUGAACAACAUUAAUAUUUUAUCCACCAAAGAUCGUGGGAAAUUUAAUUGACGCAGUAAUUGAAGCUAGAUUAACAUAGCCUACAUUUAUUUUUAAUCGACCAUUGUGAUUGUCACAAUCGCCUGUCUGCCUUGUACGUGGUCAUUUAGUACACUUGCUACCCAUGUUGCAUCGACGUGCAUAUUGUCCAUUUUCACCUGAGUAAUCACCAAGUCCAGACUAAUCAUACUCCUCACAUUUUAUAAUCAUUAAAACCGAGGGAUGUUGCCGUGCCAUGAAAGAGAAAAUGGCGACACUCAGAGGCAUGGCACGGACAAGACUAUAAUAUGAAGGUUACCAAUCAAUACUUUCCGUGGAACAGUGUACACAGCUGCAGUCUACCAACGAAGGUGACUGUGCAGUGCCAUUGUAUGCUGGCCUGACGUCACCAGCAGCAAAUAGCCUUUUGCAACUGGUGAAAUUGAUCGUACAUUGUGGUAGUAGAAGUAUGGUAUAAGCCAUGGUUUGAGCUGUCGGAUGCAGCACAGAUGAUGAUAGCAUUUCAUUGUCUGAAGACAGAUUGUUGGUUGUACCGUUAAGACAUUAUGUGAGUGUGAGCAUCAAGAGGAGUUGGGCACUAGCAUAGGAAAGCUUGUAUAUCGAGAGAGUUUACAAGGCAGGUUUUUGAGAAACAUGGCCAAUGUCUCAUACGACAUUCCAGCUGUUGUUGCACUUGCUCGCAUGUUUAAGUAGGAACACCCAACUCGACGACAUACGGAAUGGGAAGCGGCUCCUCCAAAAAGGCCAAGCAACUUGAGGCAGAGGAGAGAGAAUUUAAGAAGAGAAACAUGCAAAAGGGGAAAGCGAUUGAUGACGAGGAGGAGGAGGAGGAGGUAGGGGAAGAUGGGAAGAAGAGAAAGAAGAAACAAAAGGAUGACGAGUUCCUUCUUGGAACUUGCAAAGGUCACAAAGGAGGCAUCAAUUGCAUGGGUAUCAACGAAGAUGGAAAUAUGAUCAUCACUGGUGGUGAAGACAAAACGGCGAGGUUGUGGAACUUGGCCACUUUCGAAUGUACUAAGGUACUGAAAGGACAUAAAGGGUACCUAACCUGCGCCCAAAUUCUGGAUGAAUUCUGCUACACUGGAGCUGCUGAUCGCACGGUAAGGAAAUGGACAGCUAAGACUGGCGUGUGCGAGUUAGUAAUCGAGGGGCAUGCUGCACCUAUCAAUAGACUUAUCUGUACUGGGGACUUCCUCUUUACUAGUUCUUAUGAUCGCACCGCUAUGUGCUGGGACCCUGAUGACGGAGAACUCUUACAUAUAUUCCGUGGGCAUCGUCGAGGGGUCACCCCUCUUAUGUACAUACCUGCCGAAGAUGCUCUUAAAGAUGAUGUGGUUGACAUUGAGAGUAACCGAGACAUCUUGGUGACAGGUAGUGCUGAUGGGACGGCUAGGUCUUGGAAUAUGGACUCUGGUGACAGCUUGGUUACUUUCAAGGGACACAAAGGUGGAGUAUUGUGCCUGGCUGCUGAUUCAACUGGAAGUAUUCUGUUCACUGGGAGUGCCGAUUGUACUGUAAGGAGUUGGAAUAUCAACAACGGAGAAGUCUUCAAGGUGUUUGAGGGCCAUCAGAGUGCCGUCGUCUGCCUCCAGGUGAUGAACAAAUUGAUGUACACGGGCAGCUCUGACCAAACCGCCAAGUGCUGGGUGACUGAAUUUGGUGAUUGUACACGAACAUACCAAGGUCAUAAACACACAGUCAGCACUGUUCGCUUCCGAGACGGAUUGGUUUACACUGGAUGUGGGGACAAUUGCGGGAGAGUCUAUGAUGCCAAGUCCGGGGCAUUGAAGAGGACGUUCAAGGGCCAUGAGUACUGCAUUAAUGCUAUCUUGGUGAUGCCCCAAAAGAUGCUGACUGCGUCUCAUGACGGAACAGCGAAAUUAUGGGACUGUUCCGGUAUCAAAGAUGAAAUCACCAGCUUCGGUGACGAAGAGGAAGAGAAGGAGAGAAAGAAAGCGGAGAAAGAAGAAAAGAAAAGACAAAAAGAGCUGAAGAAAAAGGAAAAGAAAGAAAAAGAAAGAUUAGAAAAAGAGAAAAAGAAGAAACCAUCGAAUCAAACUGAGGAUAGGGAAAGUUUACCCGAGAAGAAUAAUUUUGAGAAAAGCGAAAAAGAACCUGAAGAGAAACAAGACACGGGAAAAGAAGAUGGAGAUGGAUUAGAUGAGGACAUCUCACGAGAAAUUGAUAUGAUUAAUAAAGAUAUGGAUGACCUAUAAACACUUGGAGUAGGAGAACAACUCACUUCAGUUUUCUCAAGGCACUUUUCACCAAUCAAAUAUUUAUAAAUUGUUUGUGAUUGUUAAGAGGUUAAUGUUGUCAACGAUCAAUGAAAGAUCACCGCCUGUAAAGCUAAUGAUCAAUAUUAAUGGACCAAAACGAAGUUUACUUAGACAAAGUUAGGAAAUGUUGGAAUUAUGAUCAAUUUUUUUUUUAAUUGUGCGAUUGUAUUACUAUUGCUACAGUGCAUGCCUUCACCAAAUUUUUCUUGGUUUUGGGAUGCCUUGUAUAAAAAUAAAUUUACAUAUCAAAAGUUAUUACAACAGAAGGCUUAUUAUAGACAUUAAGCACUCCCCCGUCCAUGUUCAUGAAAGGUAAUGUAAAGACCAACGUGUAUGUCUUUUUUUGAUGAUUUUAAAAAUCAAUCAUUUAUAAAUGUUGUAAUACUUGUCUUCAGCUUAAAAGUAAAACCAUCAGUAAAUCAUCGAUGACCCGUUGAAAUUAGUGCUUUAACGGUUUUAUUAGUGCAAACGAUAAAGUUGACGCCUACAAUUUUUCUCGUCAACUUGGCACCUUGGAAACUCGGCAUAAAUUCGGCGCCGACUGCAGUAUCCCGGUACAGAAUUGUGUUUGGUGUCGUGUUUCGUCGAUCGUAGGGCGACGUCAGAUAUAAUAAAGGAAAUGCGAAUGGGUCUUCAUAAAUACCAUUCUUUUCUUGGGAAACAACUAACCCAUCAAAACGUGUGCACUUUUAUCAUGAAACUAAACCAUGAGUCUAAUCUGUUUUAUCCAUUACAACAAAAAUAAGUUUGUCUGCUUAUUUUAAUUCAGAAUUACCAAUUUGUAAUUCCCACGUUUACCUGGAUAAAGAAAUUGUCAUUAUACUUCGUAACAAAUAUUUCGUUUUUAUUUUAAUUUAGAAAUCCGUAUUUUUGUGUCCUACAACUUUUGUUUUGGCAUUGCCCCGUUGAUUUUGUGUAAUGGUUUACGAUUACCUGUAGUUGUCUUAGCACAUGAUUAAGGAAGCACAUGUGUACAUUUUGUUGCAAUAUUUAACUAUUGCAGAUGAAAUGUGAAAAUGUAAUAUUAAUUGGUAGCAAUGGACAGGCAAAAAUGCCAAAAACACUAUAGGGUAUGAUAAUAAUGGCUCAACAUUAAACGUGCUGACGCAUUGCAUUCUAACGAUCUUA
Molecule: messenger RNA, 3642 nt
Organism: Patiria miniata (bat star)
Lineage: Eukaryota; Metazoa; Echinodermata; Asteroidea; Valvatida; Asterinidae
Product: WD repeat-containing protein 86-like
Exons: 4
Coding region: 955-2451 (498 amino acids)
Molecular function (GO): protein binding
Source: RefSeq, a predicted model, not a curated record